Messenger RNA from Loa loa (African eye worm), 3033 nucleotides. RefSeq lists its product as hypothetical. Gene Ontology annotation, cellular component: PAN complex; P-body. The record is from RefSeq and is a predicted model, not a curated record. Bases 1 to 3033 code for a protein of 1010 amino acids. Gene Ontology annotation, molecular function: protein binding. Gene Ontology annotation, biological process: nuclear-transcribed mRNA poly(A) tail shortening. The transcript is spliced from 24 exons. NCBI's taxonomy places the organism in Eukaryota, Metazoa, Nematoda, Chromadorea, Rhabditida, Onchocercidae.
AUGUACGGUUCAUCACCAGGACAUAGUGAAGAUGUCUUAAUAUCUGCGGACGGUCUUACUCCAAUGAGUAACGAAGCUCGUAUUCCGGAAGGUGGCUUCGCAUUACUGUCAACAACACCACAGAAUGCAGCACUUGCACAUUUCAUUACAGCACUUACAUUCGACUCAUACCAGGAACUUCUUUGGACCGGAAAUAACAUGGGACGUGUAGUGUCGUUUUACGGUGCACAACUUGACAAGUACACAGCAUUCUUAUCAGCAAGUAAUUCAAGCAUUCGCUCUUUGCUUGCUUCAGAAACUGUUAUUUUCUCACUAACAUCAAAGCGCUUAAGAGCUAAUCGUCGACAAGGCAUUUCGUUAUUUACACAUACAUCCGAUCAUAUGACUGAUCUUACCUGCAUGCAUCGACUUUCAGAUGUACCGCAUAAAUUAUUGUUAGGCGGUAAUCAGCAACAAAUCAUCCAGUUUGAUGUGGAAACACAAAAAGAAAUACGAAUUGUUUCUGUUAAACAGAAAAAUUGCUUGGCACUACGGUCGAAUCAGAAAUUUUUAUUCAGUUCUGAUUCAGAGGGAAACGUAACACUCCGACAUCUUACAACAGUGGAUGCAAUCCAUGCCUUACAAGCACAUCAGGGAUCGGUAGCUGAUUUUGAUGUUUGUGGCAAUAAACUUAUCACAUGCGGUUACUCUCCACGAUUGGGUAAAAUGGCAGGUGACCGGUUCAUAAUGAUUUAUGAUCUAAGAACGCUGCGUAGUUUGCCCCCGGUACCUCUACCAAUUGCGCCGUCAUAUUGCAGAUUUCUGCCAUCUUAUUCGGAUGGUCGGAUUAUGGUUUGCUCUCAGAGUGGUGAACUAAUCAUAAUGGAUUUGAAUGAGCAAUCUGGUCAGAUGCCUAUACAGUUAGAUACAAAUGGCUUUGCUAUUACAUCCCUUGAUGUAUCCACUUCGAAGCAGUGUAUUGCUUUUGGUGAUCAAACGGGUUUAAUACACCUUUUCUCGGAUCGAAUGGAGCCAAUUUUUAAUGAAAAUUCUUGGGGCACAGAUUUUCCAGAUCCGAUUGCUUUUCAUCCACCAGUGAACAUCGACGAUCCCGAGCCAUCGUAUGGAGUGUUUCCUCUUCCGUUUCCGAUGGAUGAUCAUUAUGCUUCAGAUUGGCCUGAACAAUUGUGUAUUAGACGGUUUAGGCAGCCAGACCCGAUAUCAGAAAAGGUGAUUGAUUCAAUGCGGAUGGUACAGUUUGUUGGAUAUGCUCAUAAUCCUCGUGCUGGUACACCAUUGCGCGGCUUUAACGUUUGUCCAUAUACAAGUUCCGCUCAUGAUAAACGCUUUUCAAAUACAAUGAAGAGUGAUGAACUAUUCCACAUUCCGAAGUUUUAUUUGCGUUCCGAAGGAAGGUUAACCUCUAAGGCUGACGAAAUUGAUUCUAAGCGAUAUAAUCGCAUUGAAUUCAAUGUAUUAGAAAAUAGUGUCGAAACAAGUCCUGCAUGCAUGCUUCUACUUGCAAUGUAUCAUCUGAUGAAUGUAAGAACUGUUUUUCUUUCGCAUUUCUGCUAUCUGGAGGGCUGCAUUUCAUGUGAAAUGAAUCUCCUCUUUCGGUUACUUACAGACCGACCAGUAUCGAGUGUGUUGUCGGCCAAAAAUUUUAUGAAAACUUUUCGAUCCAUUGAUGACGGUAAAAAAUGGGCAGAUGCAGUUGCUAAUGCAAGUUUGGCGCAAGCAGUUCACUUAUUUAUGCAAGCUUUCAGCAAAGUACUGGAUAGGGAGCUUUCUGAAACUACUGCUGGAGUGGCGCUUCGCAAGGAACUGGAGAUUUCGUUUACUUUGAAUAAUCACUGUAUCCGGUGUUCCGAGCAUUAUCAGUCAGCCUUAUCCCAGCUUUAUAUGUCACUAGCAUAUCCAACAAAUAAUGAAAAAAUUGGAUUUUGUACAUUACUCGAAAAGACCCUAAACUGUCCCGAACAAAAUGAAGCUAUCUGCCAAAAGUGUGGGAAGUUAGCACGAUUCGCAUCAACACGUCGUGUGCGUUCACUCCCGAACAUUCUCGCUCUAGAUAUGACAGCCAGUACAGAAACGGAACAAGCAUUUUGGAUUUCCCACAUCCAGGCAUUUGAAAGUCGAGCAGCGAUAACGUCGAAUUCAAUAACAGAACAAAAAGUGAAACUUUGUAGUCAAUCUGAAACAAUGACAUCAAUGACGGAAGGCACUACCUCAUAUUCUGAAUGUCCUCACUAUCUGCCGAACUCAGUACAUAUCAAAAUAACGGAUGGUAUUUGCACGGUUUCGGAGAAUAAAAUGGAAAGUAGUACAUCCUUUCACCUAGCAGCAGGCAUAUUUAUCAUCAACGAAAAUGAAGAAGAGGGAACCAACGAGCAUUUGGUCACUGCGAUCAGGUCAAAACGGGAUUCUUGCUGGAUAUUGUUCAACGAUUGGUCUGUUACACGAAUCUCAGAAGAUGAGGCUCUGCGUCUGCAUGCUUGUUGGAAAUUACCAGCUGUCCUGUAUUAUGUGCAAGAUAAAGAAAAUGUUGCUAAAGAAGCUGCCAAAGAUGAAAAUCGCGCUAUAAUUCCACGAUCCGUAUUUUGGAACGAUCUGGAUUCAAACAAAAUCAAGAUACCGGAACGAGGAAGUAGAGUUGCGAUCUAUGCGAAAUAUACAAUCAACGAGACUGGCGAUAAGUCAGUAUCUGAAGUUUCUGCAGUCGACGAAGAUGGCAACUGUUUCAUAAGCAGUAUUAUAAAGGAACCAGGAGCAAAACGUGACAUGGAUAAUUCACAAACACUGAAGAGAGUGUCAGAAGAGCAAGUAAAAGAUAUUGUGCUGCUUUAUCGCUCACUGUUCAAACGUUCGCUUUCGUUGAAUGCCUUAGCACAGCAUUUCUUCGGCGAAUCAAUAGAAGAGGAUGAAACUGAUCCGAUCGAUCUUGCUCGCCUGUCUCUCCGACUGCACACAAAAUUCGAUGAGUUAAAGGAAGCCGACGAGACUGAUAUCAAUACUACUUCAUUAACCCAGUCAGUGGAGACAAAUAUUUCUUAA